This is a messenger RNA of Argiope bruennichi, 1101 nucleotides long. RefSeq lists its product as uncharacterized. Lineage: Eukaryota; Metazoa; Arthropoda; Arachnida; Araneae; Araneidae. The coding region runs from base 1 to 1101 and encodes 366 amino acids. The record is from RefSeq and is a predicted model, not a curated record. The transcript has a single exon.
AUGGUAGAAUAUAGAAUGGUAGAAUUGUGGCGAAAUAUGGUAGAUCAUAGAAUGGUAGAAUUGUGGUGGAAUAUGGUAGAAUAUAGAAUGGUAGAAUUGUGGUGGAAUAUGGUAGAAUAUAGAAUGGUAGAAUUGUGGCAGAAUAUGGUAGAAUAUAGAAUGGUAGAAUUGUGGCGGGAUAUGGUAGAAUAUAGAAUGGUAGAAUUGUGGCGGGAUAUGGUAGAAUAUAGAAUGGUAGAAUUGUGGCAGAAUAUGGUAGAAUAUAGAAUGGUAGAAUUAUGGUGGAAUAUAGUAGAAUAUAGAAUGGUAGAAUUGUGGCGGAAUAUGGUAGAAUAUAGAAUGGUAGAAUUGUGGCGGGAUAUGGUAGAAUAUAGAAUGGUAGAAUUGUGGCAGAAUAUGGUAGAAUAUAGAAUGGUAGAAUUAUGGUGGAAUAUAGUAGAAUAUAGAAUGGUAGAAUUGUGGCGGGAUAUGGUAGAAUAUAGAAUGGUAGAAUUGUGGCGGGAUAUGGUAGAAUAUAGAAUGGUAGAAUUGUGGCAGAAUAUGGUAGAAUAUAGAAUGGUAGAAUUAUGGUGGAAUAUAGUAGAAUAUAGAAUGGUAGAAUUGUGGCGGGAUAUGGUAGAAUAUAGAAUGGUAGAAUUGUGGCGGGAUAUGGUAGAAUAUAGAAUGGUAGAAUUGUGGCAGAAUAUGGUAGAAUAUAGAAUGGUAGAAUUAUGGUGGAAUAUAGUAGAAUAUAGAAUGGUAGAAUUGUGGCGGAAUAUGGUAGAAUAUAGAAUGGUAGAAUUGUGGCGGGAUAUGGUAGAAUAUAGAAUGGUAGAAUUGUGGCAGAAUAUGGUAGAAUAUAGAAUGGUAGAAUUAUGGUGGAAUAUAGUAGAAUAUAGAAUGGUAGAAUUGUGGCGGGAUAUGGUAGAAUAUAGAAUGGUAGAAUUGUGGCAGAAUAUGGUAGAAUAUAGAAUGGUAGAAUUAUGGUGGAAUAUAGUAGAAUAUAGAAUGGUAGAAUUGUGGCGGAAUAUGGUAGAAUAUAGAAUGGUAGAAUUGUGGCGGGAUAUGGUAGAAUAUAGAAUGGUAGAAUUGUGGCAGAAUAUAGUAGAAUAUAGUAGGUAG